AUUUAAUGUAUUUGCCAUAACAUUUCUACCCAUAAGUAUAUCCGUAAUAUAGAUAUCCUCACUAUGGUGUACUUCCAUAAGUACCAUAGUAAUGGAGACCUCCUGUUUACAAUGCUCCUCAAUAUGGUUAUCCAAAUAUUAGAUAUGCACCAUCUUAUCCAUUGAAUCCAUAUGCUUCAACUAUAAUGCCAUAAGUAUACCAACCACAACCAAUGAUGAGUCAAAUAAUGGCUUCACCUUAAAGAACAUUCUAAUCUCCAGAUAGAUUAAAAGUAGCAUAAUCCCCAACUAGAAAUAUGCUAAUGUAAUCAUAGUAAGUUCCAAGAUCUCCAGGUCCUUAACUUUAAUCACCUCAAAGAUAAUAUCUUACUUAUGAAUAAGUGUAAGAAAGAUUAAGAGGUGUUUAAUAACCUUAAGCUUAAAAACCAUAACAGACAAAUAAAAGUAUUUUCAAAUUUGAUUUUUAGAUGCUAAUUAUCCUUAACCAUAACCUAAUUAAUAAAAAUAAAAAUCACCACCUCCUCAGAAAAAGCAAUAGGUUCCAUAAAAACAACCAGAAGAUGACUUAGAUAAAAGAUAUUAGAAUGCUCUUAAAAGUACAGAAGAAAUUAUUAAAAAAUAUCAGAUGGAUGAUUCUGGAAAUAAAGAACAUUAAAAUAAUCAAGCAAAUGAACCUUAAGGGGAUGAAGAAGAUGAAAAUGUUUAAGGUAUUUAAAUUCUAAUUAUUUCUAGAAUUGGCUUUACAAUAUGAAGAUGGAUAUAUUUAUAGAGGAUAAGGAUAUCCACCUUAAACUAGAAAUGGAUUUGGUAUUUUAACAGAUUAGGAUGGAAAAUAAGUUUAUGCUGGAUAUUGGAAAGAUAAUCUCUAUGAUGGUUAAGGAAGAUUAACUAAUCUUUAGACUGAAGAAUUAAAUGAACCUAUUGAUUGGAAUAAUAUGACUACUAUUGGCAAUGGAUGGGCAUCAUAUGAAGGUAAUAAUCAUUAAUAUAUACAAUUAAAGGGAACUUUUUAUAAGGAAAAAUGCAUGGAUAAGGAACACUCAUUCUUACUAAUCAAGAACAAUAUUUCGGAGAAUUUGAAGAAGGUAUGGUACAUGGAGAAGGAGAAUUUACAACUGCUGAUGGAACAGUUAUUAAAGGUAAAUGGGAUCAAGGAUACUUAAUUUAAUUAUCAGAAUAAGAAUGA
Molecule: messenger RNA, 1186 nt
Organism: Paramecium sonneborni
Lineage: Eukaryota; Ciliophora; Oligohymenophorea; Peniculida; Parameciidae
Source: the annotation of a GenBank genome assembly